UUCCGCGCGGUUGUGACGAUGGCCACAAACACAAGGGUCUAUCCGAGGGUUCUGGUGUGUUUUAAUAUUCGACGUAUGGCCGUUUGGAGCCGACAUCUUUAUUUUUCAUCAAUUUGAAGCGUUCGAGUGGACCCAGCCGAGUCUGGCGGUCGAGUUGGUACAGUCAAAAUGGCGCUCGCUCGUUUACUCGACGCUGAGUUGAUCCGUCUGUGAAUAUUAGCCGGCUAGUUUAGAUUUUAAUCCCCGUAUCGUCGUAUUCCUUCGCUCGGAGUGGGGUCUCACUGGCCGAACACACGGCGGCGGCGGCCUCAUGUCGGACUCGGAGGAGGACAGCCAGGACCGACAGCUUAAAAUUGUUGUCAUCGGCGACGGCGCUUGCGGGAAGACUUCACUCGCCACCAGGUUUGCUCAGGAGGCCUUUGGGAAGCAGUACAAACAAACCAUUGGCCUAGAUUUCUUUCUGAAGAGAAUAAGCCUUCCAGGCAAUCUGAAUGUGACCCUGCAGGUGUGGGACAUUGGAGGCCAAACGUUAGGAGGGAAAAUGCUGGAUAAAUACGUGUACGGAGCUCACGGGGUCCUCCUUGUGUAUGACAUCACUAACUACCAAAGCUUUGAGAAUCUGGAGGAUUGGUUCACCGUGGUGAAAAAGGCCAAUGAGGAGUGUGACGUCCAGCCUGUUGUUUGCUUGGUAGGAAACAAAAUCGACCUGGAGCACAUGAGAACGGUGAAGGCCGACAAGCACCAGCGCUUUUGCCAAGAGAAUAGCCUCAUCAGUCAGUUCGUGUCGGCCAAGACUGGGGACUCGGUGUAUCUUUGUUUCCAGAGGGUUGCGGCUGAGAUUCUCGGUGUGAAGCUGAACAAAGCUGAAAUAGAACAGUCCCAGCGUGUGGUCAAAGCGGACAUCGUAAACUACAGUCAGGACAUGAUGGCCCGGACGGUCAACCAUCCUCGCAGUUCCAUGUGUGCGGUGCAGUGAGUCCACGCAAAGCCACCAGGAUGCCAUCUCAUCAGUCAGUCACUCAGUAUUUUACUCCCGGGCUGACUUGGUCAAACUGUCGUCUGUACUCGUGUGUGUCCCUCGUACGGCUCAACUGAAGAACAAAAGGCGUUAAUUUAGUGACAAACCACCAAUCAGCUCUCAUUUUAUUCCUGUGAUUUAUCUGCGGAUCAGAAUUUGAGUUCAUGGGUUAGUCUCCGUCGCUACCUCGCAACAACAACAGAAUGUGUUUUUGGUUUAAAGACAGAUGACAAGCAACAAGGUAUUACAACAGUUUGGAGACAUUUGGGAAUGUCUCAUGCUAAAAUUAAAUAGCGCUUUGUUUUCCACAGUAGACUAGUGAGCAUAAUUUGCAAACGACAGACUUUUUAAAAUCGCAUAUUUCUUGAUGAUUCCACUUAAAUCAUGCUCAGCUAUUAAGAGUAUUUCCUCUCUAAAUAUGUAUCUUUACGCACUUCAAUGGCAACAGUGUUGAUAAAGCCUUAGAAGAGAUGUUUACAUGUACUUAUUGCUAGUGAAGAGUGACACAUUGUUAGUAGUUUAUACACUAUAUGUAAUUGUUGACAUUUAAACAUGGCAUCCAUCAAAAGCUCCACCGUACCCAUCAAAACAAUACUAGAAGUCGUUAAAUGUGCACAUCUAGAUUUCCGCUAUGUAAAUAUAAUGAUGAUAACUUGCAUAUGUACAGUUUUAACUGAUGAUUGCUUAGCUGGUUUGUGUUUUUAAAUAAAAGGUUUAUGUUGAAUAUAAGAAUUGAUAAGUGGAUGUGGUUUCAAUUAGUUGAGGUAGCAAAGUAUUAGUAGUUUCUUUGCAAUCUUUCACUCAUCUAAUCCAUGCUUACUGUGAACUGAUGAUAAUGGUGAUGGAAGCUGUGUGCUGGAUAAGAACAUUUCAGACUAAGUAUCCGUGUGUUGAAAUUUAAGCAUGAGGGGCUGAAACAUGACCACUCCCGCUCCCUCCCUAUCCAGCGCGAGCCAAGUCGCUGGUGGCUAAUGAUCCACCUGGUCUUUGUUCUGUAAAUCUUCACUAAAAUAGCCACGAAAUCCACUCUGGACAAAUGAUACAAACACCUUAUAAAAGCUCGUAAACGCUAUUAAUUAACCACUAAAUAGCGCAGCCUUUUGUUAUAUGAGGGCUCUGUGUUCAAGCCCCUUUUUUUGCCCCGUCAGUGUCACUGAAACCAGUGGAUUAAGUGCCUUUGAAACCGCACAGAUAAACAAAACAAAGACAGUAUCUCUCCAACCAGGUGUUGGCCUCAAUGACGACUACAAACAGGGUAGAAAUGGUCGGCCCAGCUCGGGUCAUUCAAGCCCCAUGUGCAUUGUUUCGCUCGAGUGGACGUCUUAGGAAUUGUCUCGGCUGGAUUUUUUUUUUUUUUUGUCGAGAGCUGUCACCAGUGUUGACAGGCGAGAGUUGCCCUUGGCUUUGCUGCUAUUUGGACAGGUGUUUUUGCAAAGAAAACAACCGCAGUCCAUUUCCAAGCUCAGACCUGCACUAUAUUGUCGCGUCUACAGACGGAAGCAAAAAAUAUCAGCGCAGGAAUAAUGCUGGGGAAAGGGUGAGCCUUUGCCACCCUGGCGUGCUUGUCGAGGUUGGACGGCUCAAAGCUGAACUUCCUGUUUGCUUAGCGACUUGGUGUGAGGCAUUGUUGCUAAUGAACAAUGUAUCACAAAUGGUUAUCAUUCCUGGCGUAAAAAGUAAAAUCUGGGUAGCACUCAUUAGUCAUUAUAAUGACUUCAAAUAAAUAUUGAUCAAUUUAACAAGCGGCGUUCGUAUAGAAAACACCAGAACACGUGAAAAUAAUGUAAGUUCCAAUGCUAAUCCUACGACAUAAUGAAAUCAUCCAUUUUCUAUACCGUUCAUCCUCAUGAAGGUUUUGGGUGGGCAGCUGGGUACACUCUGGACUAGUUGUCAGCCAAUGCAAAAUGCUAAUGAAAAAAAUACCACUCAUCAAACAGGUCGGUACAAAAAAAACAACAACAACACAACUUAACAAACAGUUCAGGCAACCAGGAAAAAACCCAAAGCUAACACAACAAUUGCUCAAGAACAAAGCAAAAGUUUGUCUUAUUGUAUGUAUUAUUUCCAAAGUGAACAGUACAACUUGGGUAGGAUUACAAAACCAUUGACAGAUUGAAAUUGUGGCAAAGUUUGUGCUUACACGGCACACAACUCUAGUGUUACUACCGAUGCUUAUGCUAAUACAAAAGGUGUCCAGGCAGGUCUACCAGUACAGUAAUACCUUGACUUAUGAGUUUAAUUCAUUGACCAAUACAUACAAAUAGCACUUUAUUGUACAAAAACAUAAUACAACAUAAUCAAAGAGAACGUAAAGAAAUAAACUGGUUUUAUUAAAGUGUAAUUCCUGUAUGGUGACACAACCCAAGUCACAACAGCAGCUGUAGUGUUGUUUGUGGCCGAGUGAGUGAUGUCAGGAACAUGGCUGUCGGUGCGUGUUAGCUUGCUGUUCAGUGUGAGUGUCUUCUCCAACCUCUGCUAGGUUUCUCUUUUUAUAUUUCUUUGUUUAGCUGUUUUUACCAUUCAAUAAACGGCUGAAAGUGCA
Molecule: messenger RNA, 3560 nt
Organism: Phycodurus eques (leafy seadragon)
Lineage: Eukaryota; Metazoa; Chordata; Actinopteri; Syngnathiformes; Syngnathidae
Gene: rab28
Product: RAB28, member RAS oncogene family
Exons: 7
Coding region: 311-976 (221 amino acids)
Cellular component (GO): Golgi apparatus; endosome
Molecular function (GO): GTP binding; GTPase activity
Source: RefSeq, a predicted model, not a curated record